Messenger RNA from Molossus molossus (Pallas's mastiff bat), 1263 nucleotides. It is a transcript of the gene DAW1, whose product is annotated as dynein assembly factor with WD repeats 1. Bases 16 to 1263 code for a protein of 415 amino acids. The transcript has 13 exons. NCBI's taxonomy places the organism in Eukaryota, Metazoa, Chordata, Mammalia, Chiroptera, Molossidae. Gene Ontology annotation, molecular function: protein binding. The record is from RefSeq and is a predicted model, not a curated record.
UCCGGGAGCGAGAAAAUGAAGCUCAAGAGCCUCCUGCUCCGUUAUUACCCGCCAGGAAUUAUGUUGGAAUAUGAGAAGAGUGGAGAACUGAAGACCAAAUCCAUCGAUUUGCUCGAUCUCCAUCCCAGUACCGAUGUCAAUGCCUUAGUAGAAGAGAUACAGAGAGCAGAACCUCUAAUCACAGCUUCACGGUCAGACCAAGUGAAGCUUUUAAUACGGAGGUUACAAGAAAAACUCGGACAGCACAGCAAUCACAAAUUCUCUCUUUUCAAGGUCCUCAGAGCACAUAUACUACCAUUGACUAAUGUAGCACUUAAUAAGUCGGGCUCUUGCUUUAUCACAGGCAGCUACGACCGGACCUGCAAAGUCUGGAACACUGCGUCCGGGGAGGAGCUUCUCACCCUGGACGGCCACAGGAACGUGGUUUACGCCAUAGCAUUCAACAAUCCUUACGGUGACAAAAUUGCCACUGGGUCCUUCGAUAAGACUUGUAAACUGUGGAACGCAGAAACGGGGGCGUGUUACCACACCUUCAGGGGCCACACAGCAGAGAUAGUGUGCCUGUCAUUCAAUCCUCAGAGCACGUUGGUGGCUACGGGAAGUAUGGAUACCACGUCCAAACUGUGGGACAUUCAGAAUGGAGAGGAAGUAUUCACUUUAACCGGACAUUCGGCUGAAAUCAUCUCCUUGUCCUUUAACACCUUGGGAGACAGAAUCAUCACGGGGUCUUUUGAUCACACAGCUGUGGUGUGGGACACCGAGACUGGAAGGAAGGUGUACACCGUCAUCGGGCACUGCGCGGAGAUCAGCACUGCCAUGUUCAACUGGGACUGCUCCAUGGUGUUGACUGGCUCCAUGGACAAGACCUGCAUGUUGUGGGACGCUACAAAUGGAAAAUGUAUAGCGACAUUCACAGGCCAUGAUGAUGAAAUACUAGACUGCUGUUUUGAUUAUACUGGAAAGCUUAUCGCAACUGCUUCAGCCGAUGGAACAGCGAGAGUUUUCAGUGCAGCCACCAGAAAAUGCAUUACUAAAUUGGAAGGUCAUGAAGGUGAGAUUUCAAAGAUUUCCUUCAACCCCCAAGGGAACCGUCUUCUCACGGGUAGCUCUGACAAAACGGCAAGAAUCUGGGAUGCCCAGACUGGCCAGUGCCUCCAGGCGCUGGAGGGGCACACUGAUGAGAUCUUCUCAUGCACUUUCAACUACAAAGGCAACAUAAUCAUCACAGGCAGCAAGGACAACACCUGUAGGAUAUGGCACUGA